Molecule: messenger RNA, 1449 nt
Organism: Lineus longissimus
Lineage: Eukaryota; Metazoa; Nemertea; Pilidiophora; Heteronemertea; Lineidae
Product: WW domain-containing oxidoreductase-like
Exons: 8
Coding region: 74-1333 (419 amino acids)
Molecular function (GO): protein binding
Source: RefSeq, a predicted model, not a curated record
ACUAACAGCUGCGAUGCCUACACUUUUACUGACCCAGUGACGUCAUUCUGGAGAGGGAUUCCCCAGUUCUGGAAUGGACUCAAAAUUUGGGUUUGAUACAGAUAGUGACGAUGAAAUCCCUGCUGGAUGGGAAGAACGGGUGACACUCGAAGGAAAGGUUUAUUAUGCAAACCACAAUACUCGUGCCACACAAUGGGAACAUCCAGCCACUGGCAAAAAGAAACAAAUAACAGGAGAACUUCCUUACGGCUGGGAGACCAAGUUGGAUGAAGAUGGGAGCGUUAUUUAUGUGGACCACAUCAACAAGAAGACAACAUUCACAGAUCCACGGUUAGCAUAUGCUGUGGAGGAUGAUAAAUCAUUGUUUGGUGGUCAGAAACGAGACAUCAGGCAAAAAUAUGAUGGUCAUACAAGUGGCCUUCAGAUUCUUCAGGGACGUGAUAUUUCCAAAAAAUAUGUCAUUGUGACUGGUGGCAAUAGUGGAAUUGGAUAUGAAACUGCUAAUUCCUUGGUGCGGCAUGGAGCCUAUGUUACAAUAGCAUGUCGUAAUAUGGAGAAGGCUAAACAAGCAGUGGACAAGAUCAAGAAAGACGUUCCGAAUGCAAGGCUAGAAUACAUGCCACUUGAUCUGUGCUCACUCAAAAGUAUUCAAGAGUUUGUUAGGUUAUAUGAUGAAAGAGAGUGGCCACUCCAUGUCUUGGUGUUGAAUGCAGGUGUCAUGUGGUUGCCUUGGGAGCAGACUGAAGAUGGAUUUGAAAGGACCAUGCAAACCAAUUAUAUUGGUAAUUUCUAUUUGACCAAGUUGUUGGCUAGGAAGAUGCUGGCCUCAGCGCCCGCCAGGGUUGUGGUAGUGGCUGCUGAGUCCCAUAGAUUCUCUGAUAUUGAUAUCAACAACAUCAGCCCAGAAUGGAUCUCUCCGAGCAGUGAUCGUGACUUCAGGUCCAUCAUGGCCUACAACAGAAGCAAGAUAUGCAGCAUGCUGUUCUCACAUGAGCUAAACAACCAGCUAUGGGACCAAGGUGUUGUGUCCAACUCUGUCCAUCCAGGGAAUCUCAUCUAUACUGGAUUGGGCAAAGAUUCAAAACUGUAUCGCUCGGUUCUGUUCCUGUUUCGGCCUUUUUCAAAAUCAUUGCAACAAGGUUGUGCCACCACCGUAUAUUGUGCCAUUGGUCGAGAGCUGGAGGAAUCUGGUGGCAUGUAUUUCAACAACUGUGUAAGAUGUCCACCCGCACCUGACGCCUGCAAUUCCAGAAUCGCCAAACGCUUGUGGAAAGUGACCGAGGAGAUGAUUGAUAAGAGACUGGAGCAGAUGGAAAGAGAUACCAGUAGCUGACAAAGACAGAAAGACAAAUAAUAACCAUUCCACUGUAUAUAAUGAAGGCACUUUGUUCUAGUCUGAUCUGUAGCUGUCUUUUCUAAUAAAUUUUUUUCAAAACUAAAAUUAUUUGU